CAAAGCUUUAGAUGGCCAGUAUAGCUGACUGAAUCUGUAAAGCUGAGCAAAGCUAAUAUGUGCUUCUUUCUUGGUAUGUUCCUUGCUCUAAGCACUUUGGGAAGAUUUGUGCUUCUGGCACCUUUACCAGAGACCCAACACAUGCUGGAUAUUAAAGAUAUGGAGGUCAUGAGAAGCUCUGAAUUUCAGGACAAUGCUGAGAAUGCAUACAGCUUGGUAACGAAGAUACUCAUCGAAAUUCCUGCAGUGCACAAAUCAUUGAUCCACACUGAGACACUGUCUCUAAAUGAGAGUGAUUUGAGCUCUCUACAGAUCCUCAAGAAUUUCCUGGGUUUACCAGAACCAAGUCCUCUUCAGCCCCUCUCAGACAAGUUUACACUGGACGUUUCCUUGGGGCGCAUAGUCGAGGGUCUGAAGCUGCACAAGAUCCUGCUGAAGGUGAUCAGCGAGCUAGAACACUUUAAAGUCAAGAAACCGAAUGAAAUUCUGUAUGACCUGCGAGAUGCAAUACUGCACAUUCACAAGAUGCAGCAUUUGAUUAAGGCGGUGAAUGGACCAGAGAAGGUAUCGGAAAGCCAGCUGCAAGAAGAUCUGGCUCCUAAACUAGAAAAUGAAUACAUGUCUCAGGUGGCAACACAUCUGGCUCUGAUCCAACUGAGACAGUUCACCAAGGACGUCAGUCGCAGCCUCCAUAGCAUGAUUAUCUCUCCAGCAGAACUCGAGGGUCAAGAUUCAUAAAUCCCCGGAAGAUAAUACUUAUCCCCUAAAGACCUGGACAGCAAAAUUUGGGGGAAUCAUUUGUUUACAUGAUUUUCAAUAUCUGGGACAACACAGACUUAAAACAUGUGAUUAUUUAUAUAUUUUUUGUAUUUAUUUAUUAAUUUAUUUACUUAUUUAUUUAUUUAGACUGCACCCAUUGCCCUCUUCAAAGAGUUUGUUUUCUUUUGUGUUUUGUGAGCUUGUUGUCAUUUGAUGGAUUUUAAUCAUCACCACCACAUGCCCGUUAUGAUCUAUAUUAGGUCUUUUAAAUCUACAUGAAUGUAUUUGUAUUCCUUGGAUUAUAGGGUAAGUUGGAGCUCACUGAUUAAGGAAUUGGACUACUGAUAGGAAGGUUGUGAGUUUAAAUCCGAGGGCCACCAAGCUAAUACUGUUGGACCCUUAAUAAAGGCCCUUAACUCUCAACUGCUUAGUAUAAAUGUAAGUCACUCUAGAUGAGGGCAUCUGUAUAUCAAAGAAUGAAUGUGUUUUAAAUAUUGUUCUAUUUAUAUUUGUAUGUGUUAAUAUGUACC
This is a messenger RNA of Tachysurus vachellii, 1289 nucleotides long. RefSeq lists its product as uncharacterized. Gene Ontology annotation, molecular function: cytokine activity. The record is from RefSeq and is a predicted model, not a curated record. NCBI's taxonomy places the organism in Eukaryota, Metazoa, Chordata, Actinopteri, Siluriformes, Bagridae. The transcript is spliced from 5 exons. Gene Ontology annotation, cellular component: extracellular region. Gene Ontology annotation, biological process: immune response. Bases 58 to 738 code for a protein of 226 amino acids.